GCCCGGCAGCCAACAUGGCGGCGGCGGCGGCGGCGGGCGCGGGCCCGGAGAUGGUCCGCGGGCAGGUGUUCGACGUGGGGCCGCGCUACACCAAUCUCUCGUACAUCGGCGAGGGCGCCUACGGCAUGGUGUGCUCUGCUUAUGAUAAUGUCAACAAAGUCCGAGUCGCCAUCAAGAAAAUCAGCCCUUUUGAGCACCAGACGUACUGCCAGAGGACGCUGAGAGAGAUAAAGAUCUUGCUGCGCUUCAGACACGAGAACAUCAUUGGAAUCAACGACAUCAUUCGGGCGCCGACCAUCGAGCAGAUGAAAGACGUAUACAUAGUACAGGACCUCAUGGAAACAGAUCUCUACAAGCUCUUGAAGACGCAACACCUCAGCAAUGACCACAUCUGCUACUUUCUUUACCAGAUCCUCAGAGGGCUGAAGUAUAUCCAUUCAGCCAACGUGCUGCACCGGGACCUCAAGCCUUCCAACCUGCUGCUCAACACCACCUGCGAUCUCAAGAUCUGUGACUUUGGCCUGGCCCGUGUUGCAGAUCCGGACCACGACCACACAGGGUUCCUGACCGAGUACGUGGCCACGCGCUGGUACCGGGCUCCAGAGAUCAUGCUGAACUCCAAGGGCUACACCAAGUCCAUCGACAUCUGGUCCGUGGGCUGCAUCCUAGCAGAGAUGCUCUCCAACAGGCCCAUCUUCCCCGGGAAGCAUUACCUCGACCAGCUGAACCACAUUCUGGGUAUUCUUGGAUCCCCGUCGCAGGAAGACCUGAAUUGUAUAAUAAAUUUAAAAGCUAGAAACUAUCUGCUCUCUCUUCCACACAAAAAUAAGGUGCCGUGGAACAGGCUGUUCCCGAAUGCUGACUCCAAAGCUCUGGAUUUACUGGACAAAAUGUUGACGUUCAACCCUCACAAGAGGAUCGAGGUGGAGCAGGCUCUGGCCCAUCCAUACCUGGAGCAGUACUACGAUCCAAGCGACGAGCCCGUCGCCGAAGCACCUUUCAAGUUUGACAUGGAAUUGGAUGACUUGCCCAAGGAAAAGCUCAAAGAACUCAUUUUUGAAGAGACUGCUAGAUUCCAGCCGGGAUACCGAUCUUAAAUUUGUCAGGACAUGGGCCCGAGGACGGCACGCAGACCCCGCGGCUCUCCUGCAGCUCCUGACCCGCCUGUCCCCAGCCCGUCUGCGUGUCCACCUGACUCCUCUGAGCCGUCGGAGGGGCGGCUCCCGGUAGUUGUGGCUUCUGUGCUUUCAAAGAACUCCCCCGGCCAGGGCGCUGUCCUGGCCCCGUGUGCGCCGCCUCCGGCGACCUGCGGCUGUGUGUCCCUCAGGGCCCCUCCCGCCCACCUUGCUUCAGUCACUAGCCACCUUCUGCUCCGAGAGAAGCAGUGGCCCCUCCCCUCCCGAGUCCUGCGCCGCUGCCCUGCCGAUCACGUCUCCUGGGCGCGUCACGGCAGCGACAGCCCCCUUUGCACUCCCGCCGCCUCACGUCACGCUGGUCCCUCGCGGGUGCCAGGUGUGCACUGCAUGUCUGGCGUGUAGGGCACCGCCUCUUCUCUAAAUGGGAGGAGGAGGCCCGCGUCGGGCAGCUCACCUGCCCCGUCGGGGGCACAGCACUUGGGGGACGCGUCACACGCGGCUCUGCCUGCUUGUGGGACUCCCGCCAGCAGAGGCAGCUCCCCGGGAUCGGGUAAAGGGCGCAGGCCGCGGGGCGCCCGCCCGACGCCCGAGGGCCGGGCCGGGGCACACCGCGUCUCGGGAGCAGCUGCCGCGCAUUUCCUUCCCUCCUGCAGCAUGCCAGCAUCUCAAGUCCGCCCUCCACCUCCGGUGUGACAGUGUGUGCUAAAGCCUGGCGCGCCUUGGCCGAGCGCUGCCCUGUGCCAGGGCCCGCUCACGCGUGGGGCGCCCGCAGAAGCCCGCCCGUGCCCCCGGCCCUCGCGCCGGCUGCCCCCGAGCUCUGUGCGCAGCACUCUGCCUGUCCAGCCGUCACUGUCCCCUCGCAUGACUGUUACAGCUUCUGUGCGGAGAUGAGUCCAAGUGCCACGCGCCUGUGGUCAAAACGAAACUCUGUUGUUACCUCUGAGUUGUGCUCCACGGAAAAUGCUCUCCACAGAUCACUUAGGAGAAGUCCCUCAGUUCUCAGCUUCCCAUUUCUCAGCGGUCCUUUCCUUCUUGUUUGGUUUUUGACAGCAGUGGAGAGUGGGUUAUAUAAAGACUGCCUGCUAACACGAACAGUCCUGAAAAUAAACGGGCGUCCUCUAUCUCUGCGCUCACGUUAAGAUUCAGUGUCGAUUUCGUCUGGAUCAUGGGGUCUGAACCAACAGUCAGGUUCAGGCUGUGCUUAGACCAGGAAGCCUGGCGGGCCCUCUCCCUGCUGGGCGCUGCCUGAACACCCGGGUUUGUGUAAGGCCAUGUAGGCAGCGUUGUGCAGGGGUUUUCCCUCCACAGAGCAGCGCAUCAGUUCCGACAUGCUCCUCUCCCCAGACCACAGGCCUGCGGUGUCCUCUCAGACCCCGACGACUCCCAGAAGUCGUGAGUUGGGUUCUCUGGUUCUUUCUAGAGGUUGGCCUGUGUCCCAGUCAAGCGCCAGGAAGGGCUCGCCCCCUCAGGCCAGAGCGGGUGCUGGACUCCCCCCUCAGACCAGAACCACAUCUGGGUGUCGUCCCUGAGGGUCGUGGCUUCGCCGCCGUGCACAGAGCUGUCCGGUGGAGGCCUACGGGGCGGUGAGAGGUGGAGCGUUGCUGUCCCGGGUACAUUUUAAAAGGAGCGCUGGCGGGUUAUCGCGCUUAUUUCUCUGCUUACUACUAACAUUCCAAAGUAGUGUUAGGAGGAGAGCCUGCAGCUCGUUAACCAGACAGAAAGCUGCAGCUUUGGUCACUAACCCCUGGGGGCUUGGGGCACCCCCGCCCCUUGCCGUCUGCGGGUCUGGUGGGCAGGACUAACCCUGUGCCGGAGUCCCUGUAGCCUUUCACUCACGCACGCUUGGCUCAGCGGGCCAGGCAGCUGUCUACACAAGGCGCCUUCGAAGAGCGCUGGCUGUGGUGCGCGAGGCUCCCCCUGUGGGUCUGCCUGCGUCUCUCGAAGCGUGCGCGUCGGGGCGCGUGGAUUCACGCCGGUGACCCCGACUGCCGCCGUGACUGCCCCCUGCACAUCAGCUUGGGGCCGAUGGCUUUCUCGGUGUCUAAAACGCAAGCAAGAACUUCCUGUUGAAACAUUCCAGUCCCUUCAGUGAGCACGAGAGAGAACACCGGAGGAGGCAGCCGGGGGCCCUGCCAGGGCUCGAGACGGCCGCGUGGGUGAGGGCGAGGGCGGCGUGUCCACGUGAUUGCUACUGCGACCACGUGUGGGGGCCCCGGGGCCGGUCUGUCCCCGAGCCAGGCGGGGGCAUGGCCUGCGACGUGCGUGUGCCAGUGACGUGCAGAUGGUGCGGCGGAGACGGACCUUCGGUUGCUUGCGUGUUAAUAUGGUUUUAAAUUGGUAACUUUUCUACAGUACGUGAUGGUAUGUUAACACACGUACGUAUGCACACAUGCUUUAGGCCCUUCCAUGAUACUUUUAUAUUUGUAAGUCAAUGUUUUGGACAAUCCCAAGUUUUUAAGGGAAAUAUUUUUGUAGAUGUGGUGGUUUUGAAAAUCUGAGCAGUCCUUCUGCUUAUACGUUUUAAAGCAUUUGUGCUUUAAAAUUGUGCUGGUGUUUGAAGUGACCCUCUUAGCGCAGACGAGAGGCUUGUCCAGCAGCGGGAACCCAGGGCCUCCCGCACGGCGGCCGCGUGGCAUCGCAGGUCAGAGACGGGAAACCAGGGCUGCUCCGGGCCUGCACCGGCCCCCCUGGAGCGCAUUCUCCGCGUAGAGCAGUCAAGAAAGGUCCAAGCCUGCUUCCUAUCUGCUUCGUACUGUUGGUGCCUUCUUGGUAUUGUACCCCAAAAUUCUGCAUAGAUUACUUAGUAUAAUGGUAAGUUAAAAACAAAUGGUAAAGGAAGAUUUUAUUAAGAAUCUGAGUGUUUAUUCAUUAUAUUGUUACAACUUAACCUUUAUUUGUGGUAUUUGUGAUUUGGUUAAUCUGUAUAAAAAUUGUAAGUAGAAAGGUUUAUAUUUCAUCUUAAUUCUUUCGAUGCUGUAAACGUACUUUCUAAAAGAUGGGUUAUUUGAAUGUUUAUGGCACCUGACUUUAAAAACAAAACAAAAAAAUCAGAAUCAUUAAAUCGUGUCCGUGUUAGCAGA
Molecule: messenger RNA, 4216 nt
Organism: Budorcas taxicolor (takin)
Lineage: Eukaryota; Metazoa; Chordata; Mammalia; Artiodactyla; Bovidae
Gene: MAPK1
Product: mitogen-activated protein kinase 1
Exons: 9
Coding region: 15-1097 (360 amino acids)
Biological process (GO): protein phosphorylation; intracellular signal transduction
Cellular component (GO): cytoplasm; nucleus
Molecular function (GO): ATP binding; MAP kinase activity
Source: RefSeq, a predicted model, not a curated record